Eucalyptus grandis is the source of this 1170-nucleotide messenger RNA. RefSeq names its product probable F-box protein At4g22030. The coding region runs from base 1 to 1170 and encodes 389 amino acids. The transcript has a single exon. The record is from RefSeq and is a predicted model, not a curated record. NCBI's taxonomy places the organism in Eukaryota, Viridiplantae, Streptophyta, Magnoliopsida, Myrtales, Myrtaceae.
AUGGCUGCUUUACAAACAUACUCUCUACUAGUUUCUUGUUCUUGUUCUUCCUCUUCCUCUUCGGGUUGUUCUUUGAAGCGAACGAUCAACGCUUCGAUCCGAUCCCUGAAGCCCUCGAAACUCAGACUCACUGAUCAUCCAAGCACUCCGAUCACAAAGAAUCUCUAUGCGAUCUUGGAGGAUGUCGAAGAUAGAGUGGAGAUGCACGAAAACAUCGGCGAGCAGCGAGACAACUGGAACAAGCUCCUGUUGAACUCGGUCAAUACGAUGACUCUUACUGCCACCACCAUGGCGGCGAUGGCUGCGAUGGCUGCGGAUCUGCCGGCUCCAUCACUGAGAGCAUGCUCCGCUCUCUUGUUUACAGCGUCCACUGGGAUGUCACUUGUAAUGAGCAAAAUCCAGCCCUCACAACUGGCUGAAGAGCAACGCAAUGCCUCAAGGUUGUUCAAGCAGCUCCAGAGCGAGAUCAAGUCGAUGCUCGCCCUCCAAUCCCCCACUGAAUCAAACUUAGAGGACACGAAAGAGAAGGUGCUGGCCCUAGAUAGGGCGUAUCCACUGCCUCUGCUUGGAGCGAUGCUCGAGAAGUUCCCCAUGAAAUUAGAGCCUGCCACAUGGAAGCCUAGGGUUUUCAACAACCGCGGCCAAUCCCAAGGGCGCAAAACUGUGACAAACACGGAGCGAAACGGAUGGAGCGAGGAGCUGGAAGAGGAGAUGAGAGCCAUCGUCCAAGUCCUCAAGAGCAAAGACAAGCAAGAAUACUUGAGGCUCGGGAAUUUGGCCCUAAAAUUGAAUAAGAUGAUGGCGGUUUCUGCUCCUUUGCUGGCCGGCAUGGCUGUGGCCGGAUCAGCCUUCAGUGGCUCGACAGCCAUGACGGUGGCAGCCAUUGCUGGUGCAAUGGCGGCUAUCAUCAACAUCAUCGAGCAUGGAGGUCAAGUCGGUAUGGUCGUGGAGAUGUACAGAAACUGUGCAGGGUUCUUCGAUCUUAUGGAACAGACGAUCGAAGCGACACUAGAAGAGAGCAACUACAGCAAAAGAGAGAACGGAGAGAUGUUCGAGAUGAGGGUGGCGAUGAAGCUGGGGCGGAGCUCGUCACAGCUCCGAGAUUUAGCAAGAAAAUCAAGGGCUUCUGGUAUAGACGAGGUGGAUGAGUUUGGAAGCAAGCUUUUCUGA